GGCUGAGUGUUGCGAACAGUUGCGGGAGCGCGUGAGGCGGGAGCUGCCGCGCCGGCACCGGCCGAGGCAGAGUGGCCAUGGCCGUGUCCGCGCCGCCCGUCAUCUCCGCGGCGUCCGGCGGCAGCGGAGGCAGCGGCGCGGGGGGCUUGUUCCGGGCCGAGCCCCUGUACUCGCCCAGCCCCGCCGAGUCGCCCCGGCUCGCCAACAGUCUCAUCAACACUUUCAUCUCGGCGGGCGGCGGCGGGGNCGGGGCAGGCGGCGGCGGGGGCGGUGGCAACGAGUGUAAGAUGGUCGAUCUGCACGGGGUGAAGGUGGCGUCGUUCCUGGUGGAGGGGCAGGAGCUGAUCUGCCUGCCGCAGGUCUUCGACCUCUUCCUCAAGCACCUGGUGGGGGGGCUGCACACGGUCUACACCAAGCUGAAGCGCCUGGAUAUAUCGCCCGUGGUGUGCACGGUGGAGCAGGUCCGCAUCCUGCGCGGGCUGGGGGCCAUCCAGCCCGGCGUCAACCGCUGCAAGCUUAUCACCAGGAAGGACUUCGAAACUUUGUACAACGACUGCACCAACGCCAGCUCACGACCAGGAAGACCCCCCAAGCGUUCUCUGGGAGUUGCAAUUCAAGAAAAUGCACGUCUUCUGCCCCAUGGAGUCCCAGGCCUCUUAUCACCAGGACUUAUCUCCCCGACAGGUCUAACAGCAGCUGCCAUGGCAGAGGCUAUGAAGUUACAGAAGAUGAAACUUAUGGCAAUGAACAGUCUCCAUGGAAGUGGAAGUCAAAAUGGAACAGAAUCAGAGAAUGAAGAACUCAAUUCUAAUGCAGGUGGGAGUGAGUCUUCCUGGGAUAAAGAGAAACUUCAGUCUCCUAUUACAACAGGAUCACAGCAUGGUGUUGGUCAUGCCACACUGUCAGGGCAGUCCAGCCUCGGAAGUGCACAUCCCCUCAGUCCUCUCCAGCAAAAUCACCUACUCACUAACAGGAUAGAUCUGCCAUUUAUGAUGAUGCCCCACCCCCUUCUCCCUGUCAGCCUACCUCCUGCUUCCGUUGCAAUGGCAAUGAAUCAAAUGAAUCACCUCAAUACUAUAGCUAACAUGGCUGCUGCAGCCCAGAUGCAUAGUCCUCUUUCCAGAGCAGGCGCAUCUGUUAUAAAGGAGAGAAUUCAAGACAGUCCUUCUCCUGCUCCAUCUCUGGAAGAUAGUCAGAGACCUGGAAGUCAUGCUUCUUCACAUCAGAGCAGUAGUGUGUCCAGCUCUCCAUCCCAGCUUGACAACACACCAGAUAGAAUUGCUAUGCUGACCAACACUAGAGAUGGAGAACUCCUUGAUCAAGACACUGGGACCAACAUAAAGAAACUACAAAAAGAGAAAGAAGAGGUCCAAAUUGCCAUUCCAAUAAUGAAACCAACCUUAGAUAAAGUCCAACUGGCUGGACAGACCUUGCCUCCUGGAUUUCCUGCACCAUUUCUUUUUGCUGAUGGUCUUUCAUCGGUAGAAACUCUAUUAACCAACAUUCAGGGUCUGUUGAAAGUGGCUGUGGACAAUGCCAGAGUCCAGGAAAAACAGAUACAGCAAGAAAAGAAAGAGUUAAAGAUGGAGCUUUGUAGAGAGAGAGAACUCAGAGAGAGCUUGGAAAGACAACUUACAGCCGAACUGCAAAGCAGAGCAACGAUUCAAAAACGCUUGAAGAAAGAGAAAAAAGCAAAGAGAAAAUUGCAGGAGGCCCUGGAGUUUGAAUCAAAGCGAAGAGAACAAGUGGAACAGGCACUUAAACAGGCCACGUCAGGAGACAGUCUCAGGAUGUUAAAUGAUGCUGGGAUCCCAGAUAUGGAAAUAGACCACAAUGGAACCCAACAUGACAGUGCUGCAAUGCAAGAAAACAGAACAUACAUCAAACCUACUAUUAUGUACUGAAGGAAACUCCUAUUGUUGAAAAAUGUAUAAUGAUCACUAUCUGAAGACUAUAUAGUUCAUGAAAAAUGUCCCUACCAACCUUUGAUGCCUUCAGUGCUGUAUGAAGAAAAGGAUUUGUAGCAUGAAACUUGAAGGACAAUUUCAAGCAAUUUACUGUUGCUGCAUCGAAAACUGCCGUAUUGUCAUUAAGAAAUAUUGAGACUUUUUACAAGCUUACCAUACCAAACCAAGCCUGUUGCAACAGAUCAUUUUUAGGUCCCAGAAGAUAGAAAGAAGUUUUAGUAUUUUUAAGCACAUACAGGAAUUAUUCCCCAAAAAAGAACUAAUUUUUUUUAAGGAGGUAGCGAUUACUGUAUAGCAAUGGCACAACAAUUUUAAGCCACAAAGGUCCUCACUGGCUGUACAUCAUACAAGUCCAGUUUAUCACUGAAACUGUCCAACAUGGAGCUGUUUCAAUUGUGUUUAUAAAUUAAGCUUUGUUUACUAAGCUGAUACUCCAUAUAUAUUACGUUUUGAAGAGAAAUGUGUGUACAUUUUUUAAAACAAUGAUGUAAAAAUUGUCCUUUCAUUAGAUGACCAAUUAAAGAGUGUGAGCUAAACCCUAAUAGCUGAUGUAAUAUGAGGAUUAUAAUUGAUGCUUUUUUAUGCUCAGUUCAGCUUGGCUUUUGGUCUUUUAAGAUGAAAAAAUGAAUAUGCAGUAGUGUUAGAAAAUGAAAACUUUUAAGUAUGGUUUCUCUGUUGUACCAUAUUAAGUUAAAGUACACAUUCUUUGUUAAAAUGUUCUUGCUAAGAAUACAGUAUUAAAAACUUUUUGUUUGACUUUG
Molecule: messenger RNA, 2728 nt
Organism: Gavialis gangeticus (Gharial)
Lineage: Eukaryota; Metazoa; Chordata; Crocodylia; Gavialidae
Gene: DACH2
Product: dachshund family transcription factor 2
Exons: 13
Coding region: 78-1904 (608 amino acids)
Source: RefSeq, a predicted model, not a curated record